Molecule: messenger RNA, 1438 nt
Organism: Xylaria bambusicola
Lineage: Eukaryota; Fungi; Ascomycota; Sordariomycetes; Xylariales; Xylariaceae
Product: oxidoreductase
Exons: 1
Coding region: 333-1376 (347 amino acids)
Molecular function (GO): oxidoreductase activity, acting on NAD(P)H
Source: RefSeq, a predicted model, not a curated record
GUACAAUAUAGGACUCAAGGGUUCAGUUUGGGAGGAGGUAGACGCUACACAUAGAGAUAUCGGAACUGCCAGAUUAACCAUACGGCAAUGCCGCGAACACGGAAAUCCAGUUGCAGGAUGGGUGUCGUCUUUUCGUUCCUUCUACUGCCUCUGAGCCCUUACAUCGGAGAACGCGAGUAAAUACUGUUUAUAGCUAGGUUCCGUAUUGUCUGUAUAUUACUCACGAUAGUUCCCUUGCGUUGGUAGUACUCAGAGUUUCGCGGACAAGAAAGGCUACUGUUUCAAUUCAACUGGACGUCUUGAUUAUACUACCUUUCAUUUAUACGCAUAGGAUGGCGGAUAAUUACGCAGCUAUUCUCAUCAGGCAAAUGAGACGGCCUCUCGAUGUAGACGAGGUCGAACCGCGGUUCCCUGAUGAAGAUGAGAUCGUCAUCAAGAACGCCGCCGUGUCAAUAAACCCUAUCGACGCCGCCAUGCAGGAUGGGUACGUGACCAACAUGACCACCCCAGGAAUCUUAGGGGUGGACGUAGCUGGCGAAGUUGUCGAAGUCGGCUCCCAGAUCAACCGAUUCAACGUCGGUGAUCGUGUCAUGGGCCACGCCCUUCGCCUGGCAACCGACGACGACCGUCACGCCGGCUUUCAGAAUUACACUGUCCUGUGGUCGAACAUGGCAUGUCCCAUCCCACCAAACUUGUCUUAUGAGGAUGCCUCUACUAUGCCACUGGGUAUCUCUACUGCCGCUUCGGCGCUUUUCCAAGAUAUAUCGCUUGGCCUCGAGCCUCCUGUCUCAUACCCUCCUUCUCGAGAUGAAUGGGUCAUCAUCGCGGGCGCGACAGGAAAUGUUGGUAGUCAUGGUGUACGACUCGCAUCCGCCGCUGGGUAUAAGGUGAUAGCCACGGCCUCGACCUCGGCGUUCGAUCUCGCGAGGAAGCUCGGCGCGACCGAGCUAGUAGACUACAAGGACAAGAACCUAGCCGACACGCUAGUAGAAAAGCUGUCCGGUAAAAGAGUCGCUGGAGCUUUCGACGCAAGCGGUAUCAGUUCAUCAAUCAUAGCAUUAGCCAACGCAGUCGCCAGGAGCGAAGGCAAGAAAGUAGUCUCCUCAGUCUCAGACGACUACCCCUCGAAAGCUAUUCCUAGCGUAGUCAGGGUAGAGUUCAUUUUUGCAAUCGACAUUCGCGACAAACCCGCUAGUAAGAGAGUCUGGGAAGACUUCCUGCCGGACGCCCUCGCGACUGGCCAGUAUUUUACACCAUAUCCUCGGGCGCGUAUCUUUGGAGAUGGACUUGGCGUAAUUCAGGCUGCUAUGGACAACGAAGGAGAUCGCGAAAAGAAGGCACCGGCAGGACAGAAGGCUGUGGUGACGCUCAAUUAGAUUCAUAUAUUAAGAUAAUAUCUAGCGUAUAUAUACAAGUCUAAAUACGUAUCUAGACAACA